UCCAGCCAUUGAUAUAGCACGGUACCACAAAUAUUCCUUGUUUGUGAUUAAUGGCGAAAGUGAAACUUCACUCAUGUCAUGAUUCAUGAAUGAGUUUUUUCCCCAAAUCACACAAAUAACUGCUGGGAUUUUGAUUUUUCCACUCCUUUUUUUUUUUGUUGGUUUUAUUGUUUCCUUUCUCGUCCUUUUUAAAACAUUCUCUUCUCUCUCUCUCAUGCUCCAUGCGAUUUCGUCUCCCACACUUCCUUCUUCUUCCUCUCCAUCCCACCUCCGUCAAUCCCGAGGCCUCCCCGUUUCCUUCCCUUGUCAAACCCCGUCGUCCUUAAUUCUCCGCGCAUUGCCCUUUCCGUUCGGUUCCCGGGGAAAAAUCUGAGCCAGAACGGGAGACGGAGGGGCUUUUCUAUUUCGGCGGCGACUCAGGGGAGAGCUGAAAAGCUACUGCUUGUUGCUACUUCCAAAUUCACCGGAAAAAGAUACUCUGCUGCGGUAUCUUUCAAAGACAUUCGCACUCGUAGUCUCAUGAAGAACGAUCUGUUGUGACUGAGGAAUUUCGUCGAGCAUCGAGAAAGCUUUAAGUGGACGAGAGAGAAGGAGAGGGAGGAUGUCUUCGCCAAGCAAAGCUGAUAAGAAGGCAUCUCUCGAUGCAGCUUCAUGGAUGUUCAAUGUCGUCACUUCUGUUGGAAUUAUCCUCGUCAACAAAGCUCUCAUGGCUACCUAUGGCUUUAGCUUUGCAACAACGCUAACCGGUCUCCAUUUUGCCACAACGACCUUGUUAACGCUUGUCCUAAGAUGGCUAGGAUACAUCCAGCCGUCUCAUUUACCAUUGGGAGACCUAUUGAAGUUUGUUUUCUUUGCAAACUUCUCCAUCGUUGGUAUGAACGUGAGUCUAAUGUGGAACUCAGUUGGAUUUUAUCAGAUUGCAAAGCUAAGCAUGAUCCCUGUUUCAUGUUUUCUGGAAGUCGUCUUGGAUAAAGUACGAUAUUCAAGAGACACCAAACUAAGCAUCUUAGUAGUCCUUCUCGGAGUUGCUGUCUGUACUGUUACAGAUGUGAGCGUUAAUGCCAAAGGAUUCAUAGCUGCCUUAAUAGCAGUUUGGAGCACUUCGCUGCAGCAAUAUUAUGUACACUAUCUACAACGGAGGUACAAUCUAGGUUCUUUCAACUUGUUGGGGCAUACUGCUCCAGCACAAGCUUCAUCUCUGCUGCUAGUGGGUCCCUUUGUGGACUACUUUUUGACGAGUAAAAGAGUGGACGCCUAUCCCUUCAGUUUCACAUCUGUGGCGUUCAUAGUUCUGUCGUGCACCAUCGCCGUGGGUACGAACCUGAGCCAGUUCAUCUGCAUCGGUAGGUUCACCGCCGUGUCGUUCCAAGUGCUGGGACACAUGAAGACCAUCCUCGUCCUGAUUCUGGGAUUCAUCUUCUUCGGAAAGGACGGUCUGAACCUGCACGUCGUCUUCGGGAUGAUCAUCGCCGUGGCUGGGAUGGUCUGGUACGGCAACGCCUCAGCUAGGCCCGGAGGGAAAGAGCGCCGCAGCGUUUCCAUGAACGGCGGCAGCAAAGCCCAGAAGCAGGAAGACUCGGCGGAUGCCACCGAGGAAGCUGAAGAAAAGGUAUGAGCAGAAACAAAGUAGUUCUCCAAAUCUGUUCUCUCUGUUCAAAAUGAAAGUAUUUUGGAGGAAUCAACCACUACUUGGUUGUCGUGGAGGUUUAGAAGAGGGAAACGGAUAUUUUUACUACCACAGGUCACUUUGAGUGAUCGAUUCUUUUUGUUGCUAUAGUAAUUUAUUUCUCUACUGAGGAGGGGAGAAAGGCUGUAAUUUGUUCCUCUACCAGGAAAUUACACACUAUUUUAUGAUUGGGGCAUGUAAUCUUUUUGUCUCUCGGUCCUUACUUUUUAUACACAAGCUAAUCAAAUUCUUCAGUAGCAUUCUUUUCUUCUCUGUUUUCAACUUAUUAUUGUUUGAUUCGGAUCUCUACUGCAUGCUGUGUUCUGUUCUUGAUUAUGGUACUCGAGUCAACCGGUAUAGCAUUGGUAUUGAGUUGGUGGUAGCGGUGUGCAAUGGUUUGGUUUGUACGGGACUGUAACUGAGC
Linum tenue is the source of this 2090-nucleotide messenger RNA. The record is from the annotation of a GenBank genome assembly. NCBI's taxonomy places the organism in Eukaryota, Viridiplantae, Streptophyta, Magnoliopsida, Malpighiales, Linaceae.